CCCUUCUUGACACACACACACGCACAUACAUACACACACACUCUCUCUCUCUCUCUCUUUCUGUCUGUCUUUCUUUCUAUCUCUCAGUCAGUAAUAAUGGAGCCCAGCAGUCCAAAGAAGAUCCAGUUUGCUGUGCCCCCUCUGCAGGGACAGCUGGACCCACAGGCCGCCGAACAUAUUCGUCGCAGAAGACCGACUCCUGCCACUCUGCAGAUCUACAGACAACCUGGUACAGAUGCUGGAGAUCAACACAACGCCAGCGGAGAGUCACAGGCUUCAGAUUCCUCUCAGAGGAAGCAGAGCACCUACGCCCCACCCACCAUGAAAGGUAAGCUGGAAAGUUCUGUACCUGAGGAAGACGAGGAGGAAACCAUCCCUCAGGACGACUGAUCCAGGAGAGAAGUCUCAGCACACAAGAGGCGACCAAAUUAUCUCCUGAUAUUCUGGACAAACCAACAGACGGACUCCAGUGUCCAUCUCAAGCGUAGCACCUACAUGACAGGACACUGAUUUCGGUGGGAGAAUUGACCACUGAGCAGUAAACAUUUUAAUCAGAAACGUGUUAAACCAGCUUCCCUAACUCUUAAUGAAGCGGUCUGGAAAUAGCCAACAGAGCCAAUUCACCUCACUCAGCACAUUCACCUCAACGUGACUUCACACAAACCUGUCACUGACUGCAACUAUUAUAGUUUAACUCCUUAGAUUAGGAUUACCUUUGUUUGCCCUGUUUCGGUCCAUGAACAGGGUGGAAGCAGCAAACUGAUUACAAAUAAAUACCAUCACAACAGUUAACCUCAAACACUCACAUGGCCAAUAUUUUAACACUUCUGGCACUUCUGGAUAAGCUCAGUUUCAUAUUUGGCCAAACCAACAACUCAAGCUUAUUAAUUAACAGUGAGUGCAGCCACUUCUCUGUCACCAGCAUUGGUUUACUAAAAACAAAUUAAAACAAUUUAAAAUCAUGUAUAAAUCAUGUAUGUCAGAGAAAAGCAGCAAAUCCUCUCAUUUUAGAGGCUGUAACUGGAGAAUGAUUGGCACAGUUUUGCUUGACAAAAAAAUGACUAAAAUGAUUAAUCCAUUAUCAAAACUGCUAACUACUCUUCUGAUGGUCGAUUAACUGACUUUCAGCCCUAAAACUUAUUUAACUUCUCCAUUCAAGUUGUGGUUGUUUCAUGAUAACUGAUGACGUGACUGUUACUUUGAAGGAUGACCAGCUGCUUUUGUACUAGACCUGAUCUUAAACCUCCUGUUCUUUAUAAUGUGACAGUAGCUCAUUUUUGGAUCGUUUUUACAAUGUCCACUGUGUGAUUAGAGAUCUGCAGGUGCAUGACACAGCACCUCAAAAAUAUACCAUAGCCAAAUGAAUAAAACACAGAAGUGAUGCAAUAAUUAAUACCUAUAGCUUUUAGCACUGUAAAGACAUGUUUAAAGCAGAUAUUUUGACAUUCAACAGGAAAAGCACAGGUGUAACUUAUAUAUAUGAUGACUGAUGCUCUCAUAUGGAUUUAGAUCAUGAUUAAUGUUAUUAGUUACAAUUGGGCAUUUCCUGCCAUCACAUGUGAAAAUGUCUACUGUGAAAAAGGUAUGUUAUUUGAUAGCAAAGGUGUUGUUAUUUUUUGUCAACAGAACAACUUGAGUUUCACAAUGUCAUCUGUCUUUCACUGAGCAGGCUGUUCUGCAACUUUGACACUUUGAACUAUGCAAAAAUAUCAUUUGACGGUUGACCAGCACAGGUUUGGACUCAUUUUUAAACAAACUGAAGUGGGUGAGUAAUCAGAUUACUUCAAAUUACUGUUCACUGAAUUACAGAAUGAUGGAUCAACUGAGAGGAGUCAUGUUUUGUUUUGUGUCUUUUUCUUCUGUUAAUCUGUAUAUGCAGUAUGUAUCCUUGCGACUUAUAUAUCACUAACAGCAAUAAAGUGUCAGCAUUGUUUUUGUACACAAUAAACAUUACAAUAUAGACUAUA
Molecule: messenger RNA, 1967 nt
Organism: Lates calcarifer (barramundi perch)
Lineage: Eukaryota; Metazoa; Chordata; Actinopteri; Centropomidae
Gene: ppp1r1c
Product: protein phosphatase 1, regulatory (inhibitor) subunit 1C
Exons: 5
Coding region: 97-390 (97 amino acids)
Biological process (GO): intracellular signal transduction
Cellular component (GO): cytoplasm
Molecular function (GO): protein phosphatase inhibitor activity
Source: RefSeq, a predicted model, not a curated record